AUGCCUGGACAGUUACAGAACGGCGCGUCCGCGUAUUACGCGCAGCAGCAGCAACAAUCGCCACAACCGCCGGGCGGCGGCCAGCCGAUACCGGGGAUACCGCAGCAUCAUCACUAUCAAUACGCCGGCCCGGCUGGACAGGAACCGAAUGUUAUUAACGGUGGUAAUUAUAAUCGCUACGCGCAGACCUUUAGUGGUGGAGGUGGGCAUCAGCAGCAGUUGCACUUUGGGGCUACAAAUUCUGCACCGGAACAGCCGUCGUAUUUAUCGAAUCAGACGAACGGGCAGACGCAGGAUUUCGUCCAAGCGAGCGCGUAUUACCGCCAACCGCAGAAUCAGCGAUAUUCAAUCGACCAGGCGUUUAUCGAUCAAUCGACCUCCUCGGCGAUAGGGUACAACAAUAAUAGCGACGGUCGCAUGUACAAUACCAAUAAUUCUAUCGCUGGAAUGAUAGGCGCGGAGCAGUUGUACGCAAACGCAAGCGCGGCUGCCGAAAGCGCAGCAAAGGCGUUUGCGUUGCAACAGCAACAACAGCAACAGCAGCAGCGGCAGCAGCAACAACAACACGUAAAUGGUAGUAAUAAUGGCGCAGGGACGACGACUUCAGCUUUAACCGGUGGUUUUCAUUCGCAACCAUUUAGUAGCAGCAGCGGCGUAGUCUAUAGCGGUAACCAGGCGGCGGUGAAUAACGUUCCUCUGACGAAACAGGAAGGUUUCGCGAGGGUCUCAUCCGGACUGACUGAAAACUCCAAUUACAGCGCGAAUUCUCGCAUCGAUCCCAUAGAUCUUCCGUUGGAUAUUCUCGACGAACCGAAGACGACUUUGGAAAGCUACCAGUAA
This is a messenger RNA of Bathycoccus prasinos, 840 nucleotides long. RefSeq lists its product with no specific name. The coding region runs from base 1 to 840 and encodes 279 amino acids. The record is from RefSeq and is a predicted model, not a curated record. NCBI's taxonomy places the organism in Eukaryota, Viridiplantae, Chlorophyta, Mamiellophyceae, Mamiellales, Bathycoccaceae. The transcript has a single exon.